Messenger RNA from Orycteropus afer afer, 3550 nucleotides. It is a transcript of the gene RNF31, whose product is annotated as ring finger protein 31. The record is from RefSeq and is a predicted model, not a curated record. Gene Ontology annotation, cellular component: LUBAC complex. Gene Ontology annotation, biological process: protein linear polyubiquitination. Gene Ontology annotation, molecular function: zinc ion binding; linear polyubiquitin binding; K63-linked polyubiquitin modification-dependent protein binding. Lineage: Eukaryota; Metazoa; Chordata; Mammalia; Tubulidentata; Orycteropodidae.
AAGGCCCUCCCCUUCCCCUGAAACCUACUCACAGUCCCACCCUCUUUCCUAGUACUUCCUGUUCCUUGCUAACCCUGGCUUGGGGGCCCGGGGCCGAAGAGUGACCGUACCCUGACUGACCUAGAGCGGCUGUGCGGAUCGGAACGGGUCGCAAAGCGAGACACCAGGCGGGAGGCGCGGCGGAAGGCCGGCGCGCAGCCUGCUUGGGAUCCCGGCGGGCGGCGGGGCUGGGGCUGAAUCCUAUCUCAGGAUGCCGGGGGUGGAGGAGGAGCGGGCCUUCCUGCAGGCGCGCGAGGAACUGGCAAGCGCUCUGAGAAGCGAUUCCGGGCAGGCGUUUUCCCUGGAGCAGCUCCGGCCGCUCCUGACCACCUCUCUGCCGCCAGCUGCCCGCUAUCUGCAGCUGGACGCUGCACGUCUGGUCCGCUGCAAUGCUCAUGGGGAGCCCUGCAACUACCUCAGCAGCCUGUCCACAGCCCUGAACAUCCUGGAGAAAUAUGGCCGCAACCUCCUGAGCCCUCAGCGGCCCCGGUACUGGCGUGGGGUCAAGUUUAAUAACCCUGUCUUUCGCAGUACGGUGGAUGCUGUUCAGGGGGGCCGGGAUGUGUUGCGAUUGUAUGGCUACACAGAGGAGCAGCCAGAUGGGCUGAGCUUUCCUGAAUGUCAGGAGGAGCCAGAUGAACACCAGGUUGCUACAGUCACACUGGAUGUACUGCUGCUUCGUACAGAGCUCAGCCUGCUGCUGCAGAAUACUCACCCACGACAGCAGGCACUGGAGCAGCUGCUGAAAGACAAAAAUGAAGAUGAUAUGCUGCAGCUUUCAGAGUUCACCCCCCUACUGAGAGAGAUUGCUCCUGGCCCCCUCACCACACCCUUAGCCCCAGGCUGCACUCCUGGUCCCUGCUUCCUCUGUGGUUCUGCCCCAGGCACACUGCACUGCCCAGCCUGUAAACAGACCUUGUGCUCAGCCUGUGACCGUCUCUUCCAUGGGCACCCAUCCCGUGCCCAUCACCUCCGCCAGACCCUGCCUGUGACCCCCCAGGCCACCAACCUAAUCCCCAGCUUAUCCACCCUAGCCCCACCAAGGCCCCAGUUGACCUCUGUGCUGGCCCUGGGAAAUGGUGCUCUUCCUUCCCCUGAUCCUGCAAGUGCCUGUCUGCCCUGGCAAUGUGCUGCCUGUACCAUGCAAAAUAAGCCUUGGACAGUACUCUGUGUGGCCUGUGAGCGGCCCCGAGGCUGUAAGGGGUUGGGGCUGGGGGUUGAGGGUUCCCAAGGAGCUGAGGGCCUAGAACCUGAGCUUGCACGGGGCCGGUGGACCUGCCAGAGCUGCACCUUUGAGAAUGAAGCAGCAGCUGUGCUGUGUGCCAUAUGUGAGCGACCUCGGCUGGCCCAGCCUCCCAGCUUGGUGGUAGAUUCCCAUGAUGCUGGCAUUUGCCUGCAGCCCCUUCAGCAGGGAAAAACUGUGUUCUCCUCUCCCCAGACUCAAGUUUGGUCCUGUAUCCACUGUACCUUCUGCAACUCGGGCCCCGGCUGGGUGUGUGCUGUGUGCAACCGCACCAGCGGUCCCAUGCCAGCCCAGCUUACCCCUCAGCCCCAUGCCAGCUCUUUGGAAGAGAGACCCUCUGAACCUGGGCCCCCACGAUGCCUCAGCACCCCCCUGCCCAGCUCCUGUGGGGAUCCUGAGAAGCAGCGCCAAGACAAGAUGCGAGAGGAAGGUCUCCAGCUAGUGAGGAAGAUCCGGGAAGGGGAAGCUGCAGGCGCCCGUCCAGAAGAGAUCUUCUCCGCUCUGCAGUACUCAGGCACUGAGGUGCCCCUGCAGUGGUUGCGUUCAGAACUGCCCUACGUUCUGGAGAUGGUGGCCGAAUUGGCUGGACAGCGGGACCCAGGGCUGGGGGCCUUUUCCUGUCAGGAGGCCCGGAAAGCCUGGCUGGAUCGUCAUGGCAACCUUGAUGAAGCUGUGGAAGAGUGUGUGAGGGCCCGGCGGAGGAAGGUGCAAGAGCUUCAGUCCUUGGGCUUUGGGCCUGAGGAAGGGUCUCUACAGGCACUGUUUCAGCAUGGGGGUGAUGUGGCACGGGCCCUGACUGAGCUCCAGCGCCAGCGCCUUGAGCCCUUCCACCAGCGCCUCUGGGACAGUGGCCCUGAGCCCACCCCAUCUUGGGAUGGGCCAGAUAAGCAGAAACUGGUUAGACGGUUGUUGGCAGUCUAUGCACUCCCCAGCUGGGGCCGGGCGGAGCUGGCACUGUCGCUGCUGCAGGAGACACCAAGGAACUAUGACUUGGGGGACGUGGUGGAAGCUGUGAGGCACAGCCAUGACCGGGCCUUCCUGCGCCGCUUGCUGGCCCAGGAGUGUGCCGUAUGCAGCUGGACCCUGCCCCGCAACCGGAUGCAGGCCCUGACUUCCUGUGAGUGUACCAUCUGUCCUGACUGCUUCCGCCAGCACUUCACCAUCGCUGUGAAGGAGAAGCACAUCACGGACAUGGUGUGCCCUGCCUGUGGCCGCCCUGACCUCACCGAUGACACACAGUUGCUCAGCUACUUCUCUACCCUUGACAUCCAGCUUCGGGAAAGCCUAGAGCCAGAUGCCUAUGCAUUAUUCCACAAGAAGCUGACUGAGGGUGUGCUGAUGAGGGACCCCAAGUUCUUGUGGUGUGCUCAGUGCUCCUUUGGCUUCAUCUAUGAGCGGGAACAGCUGGAGGCAACAUGUCCCCAGUGUCAACAGACCUUCUGCGUGCGCUGCAAGCGCCAGUGGGAGGAGCAGCACCGAGGCCGGAGCUGUGAGGAUUUCCAGAACUGGAAACGUACCAAUGACCCAGAAUAUCAGGCCCAGGGCCUGGCCAUGUAUCUUCAGGAGAAUGGAAUUGACUGCCCCAAGUGCAAUUUCUCAUACGCACUGGCCCGAGGAGGCUGCAUGCACUUUCACUGCACCCAGUGCCGCCACCAGUUCUGCAGUGGUUGCUACAAUACCUUUUAUGCCAAGAAUAAAUGUCCGGAUCCUAACUGCCGAGUGAAAAAGUCCCUGCAUGGCCACCACCCUCGAGACUGCCUCUUCUACCUGCGUGACUGGACUGCUCCCCGGCUCCAGAAGCUGUUACAGGACAAUAAUGUCAUGUUUAAUACAGAGCCUCCAGCUGGGGCCAGGGCAGUUCCUGGAGGUGGCUGCCGAGUGAUGGAGCAGAAAGAGGUUCCUAAUGGGCUCAGGGAUGAAGCCUGUGGCAAGGAGACCCCAGCUGGCUAUGCUGGCCUCUGCCAGGCACACUACAAAGAGUAUCUUGUGAGCCUCAUCAAUGCCCACUCGCUGGAUCCAGCUACCCUGUUUGAAGUGGAGGAGCUGGAGACAGCCACUGAGCGCUACCUGCACGUGCAACCCCAGCCAUUGGCUGGAGAGGAUAUCCCUGCUUACCGUGCCCGCUUGUUACAGAAACUGACGGAAGAAGUGCCCUUGGGACAGAGUAUCCCCCGCAGGAGGAAGUAGUUGAAGACAACGGCCCUGAUGAGGGGCCAUCUCCCUCAGGAACAGCUCCAGCACCAAUAAAGAGGCAUCUCCUUGCCCAGG